Messenger RNA from Tripterygium wilfordii, 1050 nucleotides. RefSeq names its product protein FATTY ACID EXPORT 2, chloroplastic-like. Gene Ontology annotation, cellular component: membrane. The record is from RefSeq and is a predicted model, not a curated record. NCBI's taxonomy places the organism in Eukaryota, Viridiplantae, Streptophyta, Magnoliopsida, Celastrales, Celastraceae. The transcript is spliced from 3 exons. Bases 43 to 780 code for a protein of 245 amino acids.
CCAGAUGUAGAGAGAAAUAGGCAAAACGGUGACGAAAGCAAAAUGGCGGAGUCGUUGUUAAGGGGUUCACAAUCUUGUCUUCUUCUACGAACUGCCAGAUUGGGGCCAACAAACAGAGCUUGCCCGACCCGAGUAGUAACACUACGCCUGCAGCAGUCUUUGAGCAAUGGCAAUCCUUGUCGUGGAGUUGAGGUUUCCUGUUUUAGCAAUCUAAAGCGGCGUCGUUUCACCGGGAUCGGCUUUGUCUCUUCUGAUUCUGAAGCGUCCACUGUAAUCACUGAUUCCGUCAACUACGCAGGUGAAGGAGCCGAUAUCAAAUCCGACGUCGGUGGUGGAGGCGACGGUUUUCGCGACAACGGUGGUAAUAGCGGCGGCGGCGGAGGUGGAAGUGGUAGGGACGACAGUAAGAACGAGGGCGAGGGAGGAUCGUCUGACGAGAGUCCGAAGAAGAUGGCCUUGUCCAUGUCGCAGAAGUUGACUCUUGGUUACGCUGCGCUUGUCGGAGUUGGUGGUGUUAUGGGAUACAUGAAGAGUGGCAGCCAGAAGUCACUACUGGCGGGAGGACUGUCUGCGGGGCUUCUGUACUAUGUAUACACUCAGCUUCCUAGUAAUCCCGUUUUCGCAUCAUCGCUUGGACUUGGAGUGUCUGCCAUACUUUUGGGAGUGAUGGGCUCUCGUUUCAGGAGCUCAGGAAAGAUAUUUCCAGCAGGGGUUGUAUCUCUUGUGUCCCUGGUGAUGACCGGUGGCUAUCUGCAUGGUAUCCUGCGUAGUGCUCACUGAGAUCUCUCAGUUACCUUGUUUCCUUAUCCUAAAAGCAUCUGGUCUGGUAACUAGAUUACUGCUUCACCUUCUUAUGUUGGGGAAUAACUGAAGGGUUUUGUAGAAAUGUGUUUCAGAGUUUGGAACUUGUGAACUGGGACCUUUGUAAUCCUUUAUAUGCAGUGUCUGCUGGAACUUGUGAAGUGGAACCUUUGAAAUCCUUUAUAUGCAGUGUCUGCUGGUGUAUUUUUGUAUUUGUAAUGCAUGUCAUUGCCUGCCCUCUUGGUUAUA